This is a messenger RNA of Vigna angularis (adzuki bean), 495 nucleotides long. RefSeq names its product cysteine-rich receptor-like protein kinase 29. The record is from RefSeq and is a predicted model, not a curated record. The coding region runs from base 1 to 495 and encodes 164 amino acids. Gene Ontology annotation, molecular function: protein kinase activity; ATP binding. The transcript has 2 exons. Gene Ontology annotation, biological process: protein phosphorylation. Lineage: Eukaryota; Viridiplantae; Streptophyta; Magnoliopsida; Fabales; Fabaceae.
AUGGCACCAGAAUAUGCAUUGCAUGGACAGUUUUCAGCGAAAUCAGACGUCUUCAGUUUUGGUGUACUGAUUCUUGAGAUUGUAAGCGGCCAGAAAAACAGUGGAAUCAAUAAUGGGGAGAAUAUGGAGGAUCUGCUAAGCUUCGCUUGGAGAAGCUGGAAGGAGGGGAAGGCUAUAAAUAUUGUAGAUCCAUCACUCAACAGCAAUUCACGGAAUGAAAUGCUGAGAUGUAUCCAUAUUGGUUUACUCUGUGUUCAAGAAAAUUUAGUUGACAGACCAACCAUGGCUAACAUUGUACUGAUGCUUAAUAGCCAUUCUCUGAGUCUCCCUAUUCCUGCAGAACCUGCAUUUUAUAUGAACAGUAGAACUAGAAGCUUUCCAGAGAUGCAGUCAUGGGACUAUAAUUCAAGGGAAAGAGGAUCAAGUGAACCGAUACUUAAAUCAGCUCAAGAAUCAGAAAAUGAAGCUUCAAUUACUGAGCUAUACCCUCGCUAG